This is a messenger RNA of Peniophora sp. CBMAI 1063, 1632 nucleotides long. NCBI's taxonomy places the organism in Eukaryota, Fungi, Basidiomycota, Agaricomycetes, Russulales, Peniophoraceae. The record is from the annotation of a GenBank genome assembly.
AUGAAGGCCAUCACGGUCACGGAGGAAGAGGCUUUGGCGGUCGUGGUAGAGGCAGGGGCCGCGGGCGCGGUCGUGGCGGAGGAAGUUUCGACGGAGACGCCGGAUUUGAUGACAGUUACGGCGCCUACGAUGGCCCGCCUCAGGGAGACUUGGGCUUCGAUGCCUACGGUGGCGGAGGCGAAUCCUUCGACCAAGCCGGUGCCUAUGAUAAUUAUGGGGGUGGCUUCGAAGAUGCUGAGGACGACUACGGCGGUGGCUUUAGAGGCCGCCGAGGGCGCGGACGUGGGCGCGGGCGAGGAAGAGGCGGCGAUCGCGGUGGCUGGCAUGAUCGUGAAGACCGUGAACACGAGCAAGUUAUCGAGGAGCGUAUACAGCGCGAGAGACCGUUAUGAGACAGGCAGCGAUGAAGUCCGCGCUAUCUUUGAGCAGUACGGCGAAGUCAAAACAUUCUUCGACCUCAUUGCCAGCCGCGGCAUGGUGUUCGUAACCUUCUACGACAUAAGAUCAGCAGAAAACGCGCACGAGCAUCUCCAGGGCUCGGAUAUUGCCGGUCGGCCAAUCGACGUGCAUUAUUCGCUCCCACGCGAUGACACGGGCAGAGGUGCCGCUGGUAGCGACAAGAACCAGGAACUGCAGGGUGCCAUAGUGGUUGUGCUUCGUAACUCGGCGAGCGGCCAGCCCAUCAACGAAGAUGCCCUGCGCAUGACGUUCCAACAGUUCGGGGAGUUGAAGUCCAUUCGCCAGUCCAGUACAGACUCUGCAUAUGUCGAGUUCUACGACAUGCGUCAUGCCGAAGAUGCAUGCAACCGUAUGAGUCACCAGACUCUACAGGAUGGUAUCAUGGAAAUCUCGCUUGCAUGGACCGAAGAUCCUCCUAUGCGUCGUGAUGGUGGUCCACGCCCAGAAUGGGAUGAUGCUCCCCGCGGACGCGGACGUGGGCGCGGUAGAGGGCGCGGUGGUCGUGGAGGGCACUAUGACGAUUGGGAUGAAGGGUACGGCGGAGGUGGACGCGGUGGUCGUGGACGAGGGCGCUACGACGACGACGACGGAUAUGGUGGUCGUGGUGGUCGUGGCGGCCGCGGUCGAGGACGUGGCGGGUAUCACGACGACCGCGAUAGUGGCUACGGCAGCGGCGGGUACGGUGGGCCGCCAUCGUCGACGCAAAGCUCAUUCAACGCCGGCUAUGGCCCACCUCCACAAGCACCAGCUCCUACGGCUACGAGCGAUGAUCGCCUUGAGGCGGCACGCAAGGUGCAGGCACUUCUUCAAGCUCUCAAGGGACCGCAAGCUGCUGCUCCUGCACCUGCACCAGUGGCACCGCCGCCUUACGGUUAUACCCCGACGCCUCCACAGAUGACGACUCAGCAGUCUCAGCCGCAAUACCCAAGCUACAAUUCAAUGCCACCUCAAGUUCCCGCACCAGCGUCUGCGCCUGUGCAUCAGCCUGCUGUCACGCCCCAACAAGGAGCUCUGCCAGCAGGGUUACCACCAAACCUCCUUGCUUUGCUCCAACAAACCCAGGGAGCAGCUAAUACCGGAUCAACACCUCCGCCGGCGUAUGCAGGAUAUCAAUCUUCACAGCAACCGCAGGGCGGAUAUCCGGCCAACCUAAUGAACUAUCUGCCGAAGUAG